Messenger RNA from Cucurbita maxima (winter squash), 1081 nucleotides. RefSeq lists its product as uncharacterized. NCBI's taxonomy places the organism in Eukaryota, Viridiplantae, Streptophyta, Magnoliopsida, Cucurbitales, Cucurbitaceae. The transcript is spliced from 6 exons. The record is from RefSeq and is a predicted model, not a curated record. Bases 22 to 1068 code for a protein of 348 amino acids.
UCCAUUAACACAACAAAGUUAAUGGAUAACGAAGAACAUUUCAAUGGAUCAUUCUCAACUCCAUCUUCUCAAGAUCUGAAUUCCGAGCUUCUCAAUGAUCAUCAUCUCUCAACUCUUCUUUCUCCAAAUCACAGGCUUCACCAUUGCACACCACAAGCCAAUCAACAGGAAGAGUUGAUGGAAACCCUCAUGAAGUUGCCCGCAAUUGGAUUAAAGCUUCAAAUUUCACCCUCUUUGAUGAAACAAAUGCAACGAAGAACACAAUCCAAAAGGAAGAGGAUAAACCUUGAACAAGAUAGUGAAAGGUUGAAGGCCUCGACUUUAGGUGCAUUGAUGCUUCAAAUUGGUUCAUGGCAGGUAGUGGCUAGAAAUGAAGGUGACUUGGUGGCGAAGUUCUAUUUUGCAAAGAGGAUGCUAGUGUGGGAGAUUUUGAGAAAUGGGUUGAAAGAAAAAGUUGAAAUUGAAUGGUCAAAUAUUAUAGGAAUCCAAGCUUUCAUGGAAGAAAACAAACGAGGAAUCUUGGAAGUCGAGCUGCACCAGCCGCCAAAAUUUUACAAAGAGAUCGAACCCGAGCCACGAAAACACACACAAUGGACCGAUGGAUUGGAUUUUACAGAAGGCCAAGCUUAUAUAAACAGGAGGCAUUGCAUUGUGUUUCCUCCAAGAGUGUUGGACAAACACUAUCAGAAACUAAAAGAUAAGGACGAGCGUUUGUUCGAGCUGAGCCGAAGGCCAUUUCCCACAUUCAAUUCUCCCUAUUUCCCUUCGAAAGCUGUUUUCAAUCAAAUAUCUCCUAUUCAAUUUGAAGAAAUAUACGUUGUUAAUUAUGCGUCACAUUUGAACGAAAAUGAAACCCACCAAUAUCGAAGAAAGGAGCUGAUGAACAAAGUAAACACCAUGAGAAGAUAUGGAGUUGAAGCAUCAGCCAGUUACUACAAUGAGGGAAAGGUAGUGAAUAAUGAGUAUGAUCAAUGUUUUUACAAUGCAAAUCCAAAGCCUUCUAUGGUUUGGUUGGCUCAAAAUAGUGAACAUGAGAGCCCUUCAAGUUCGAAGUGGCCACUUUUUUAGUUAUCACACUUGA